Molecule: messenger RNA, 780 nt
Organism: Talaromyces atroroseus
Lineage: Eukaryota; Fungi; Ascomycota; Eurotiomycetes; Eurotiales; Trichocomaceae
Exons: 4
Coding region: 1-780 (259 amino acids)
Biological process (GO): protein phosphorylation
Molecular function (GO): ATP binding; protein kinase activity
Source: RefSeq, a predicted model, not a curated record
AUGGCGAAAGGGUAUAUCCUUAUUCUUCUGGCUGGCCUUGAUUUCCUGCACUCUGAAUGCAAGAUUGUGCAUACUGACUUAAAACUCGAUAAGGUCCUCAUAACUCCCGAAAACAAAACCAUCCUUUCCAAAUUCGUCAGAGAGCAGGCCACUCAGUCUAUGCAAUACAAACCCGAUCUAAUCACAGGACGCGUCGUCUAUCGCUGCCACAACAACUUCGGACCUCUUGAUCCGAGUGGACUGGGUAAUAUGUAUCCCCAAAUCACCGAUCUUGGCGCAGCUACUUCACUUGGCAACAGCGGUCACGAUGACUCUGUUGAACUUGGGACUCGUCCUAUACAACCUGAUUAUUAUCGUGCACCAGAAGUUGUGCUUGGUUGCGGGUGGAGUUUUACUGCUGAUAUAUGGAAUCUGGGGGUUAUGGCAUGGAAUAUGAUCGAAGGUACCGAAUUAUUCACUCAGGUGCAAGAUGCAGAAGGAAAUUAUGAUUCGAAAGCACAUCUCGCGGAAAUGAUAGCACUGCUUGGCCCACCGCCAAAGAAGUUGCUCGUAAUGUCGAGUUCUAUGUCACGCAUCGAGUGGUCUCCAGCCAUCACAGAUGAGAGGGGCAAAAUCUUCAAGAACAAUAGGGAGUAUUUUGGAGGUCCAUUCUUUGAUGACGAAGGCAAGUUCCUCCACGACGACCUAAUACCGACUCGAACCCUCGAAGACACACUUCCAUCUUUAGAAAAGCAUGAAAAGGAAGCGUUCUUGUCGUUUAUCAGAAACAUGCUCACAUGA